Leptinotarsa decemlineata (Colorado potato beetle) is the source of this 1046-nucleotide messenger RNA. RefSeq names its product Phosphatidylinositol glycan anchor biosynthesis class B (gene PIG-B). Gene Ontology annotation, biological process: GPI anchor biosynthetic process. Gene Ontology annotation, cellular component: endoplasmic reticulum membrane. The record is from RefSeq and is a predicted model, not a curated record. NCBI's taxonomy places the organism in Eukaryota, Metazoa, Arthropoda, Insecta, Coleoptera, Chrysomelidae. Gene Ontology annotation, molecular function: alpha-1,2-mannosyltransferase activity.
AAUAUAACCUUAAAUUUUCGUGUUUAAAAUUUGAACGAGCCCGCGUUAUACAUCUGGGGUCUCCGUGCUAUUAAUACCUUUGAAUGGUACCUGUUAUGCUUAAUUUUCAGUGAUUCAAUUUGAAACAUCUAUUAGUAUGUUUAAUUUUUUGUAACAAACUUACAAACUAGGGCAAUUAUGAAAAAUUUAGGAGUAUUUAUAAUUUUUUUGGUUAUUAGAGUUGCUUCAGUAUUUUUAGUACAAACAUUUUUUGUUCCUGAUGAGUAUUGGCAGUCUUUAGAGGUUGCUCAUAACCUUGUAUUUCGAUACGGAUAUUUGACUUGGGAAUGGACAAAGGGGAUAAGAAGUUACAUUCCACCUUUAAUAAUUGCUGGUUUAUAUAAAAUUCUCCAAAUUACUGGAUUGGAUACAUCCAAUAUUUUGGUUUAUGGUCCUCGUAUUCUACAAGCUAUUUUGAGUGCCUAUUCUGAUUUAUGUUUUUAUAAAUGGUCGGGUACAAAAAAAUGGGCAAUUUUUUGCAUAGGAACUUCUUGGUUUUGGUUUUAUACUGGAUCAAGAACCUUAAUCAAUAGUUUAGAAUGUGCUUUGAGUACAAUUGCUCUUUCAUACUUUCCGUGGCCUGGAAAAGGAAUAGGUAAAUUUGUAAAUUUAUCAAGAUGUAGGUUAAUUGUAUUAUCUCUCUCCAUUCUUCUUGAUAGCUUAGCUCACGGAACGUUCAUUGUAACGGUAUAUGAGUUUCUGAAGUUCAAUUUGAUUGAGGACAUUGGAUCUUUUUAUGGUACGCAGCCAUGGCACUGGUAUUUGUCGAGUGGAAUUCCUGCAAUUCUUGGAAUACAGUUACUACCAUUCCUAACAGCAUCCUUUGUGAUUCUGAAAAACAGAAGAGUUCAUCAAAACGAAUUAGCCAUGUUAGGAACUAUUAUUUUUGCAUUGACAAUCUACAGUUUAUUGCCACACAAGGAAUUUAGAUUUAUUCUGUCACUGUUACCUUUGAUAUUUUACAUAUCCUCCAGAUUUUUGUCAGCGUGGAGCAGAAAAGCUAGCAA